Messenger RNA from Talaromyces rugulosus, 2829 nucleotides. RefSeq lists its product as uncharacterized. Bases 1 to 2829 code for a protein of 942 amino acids. Lineage: Eukaryota; Fungi; Ascomycota; Eurotiomycetes; Eurotiales; Trichocomaceae. The transcript has 11 exons. The record is from RefSeq and is a predicted model, not a curated record. Gene Ontology annotation, molecular function: heme binding; oxidoreductase activity, acting on paired donors, with incorporation or reduction of molecular oxygen; iron ion binding.
AUGGAUCGAGGCAAACGCAGAAUUCGGUGGGUAGUACACUCAGCACAGGGAGCAGCUGUGGACAAAGAAAGCCAUGUUUUUAAUGCCUAUUGUCUAGGACCCGUGGCCCGGAUCGGUCCCAAUAAUGUUAUCACCGACGAUCCUGAUACUACUCGCCAUAUCCUCGCUGCCAGAUCAGGAUAUGUUCGCGGGCCUUGGUUCGACUCUGUCCGUAUUGACCCCAAUAUUCCAAACAUUGUGUCGGAGCGCGACAUCAAAAAACACAGUAAAAUCCGCGCCAAACUGGCACCCAGCUUUACCGGCAGAUCCGUCGCUGCUAUGGAACCUAUAAUCGACGAGCUGGUGCUUGGAUGGUUAGAUUUGCUACGGAAGCGCUUUGCCCGUCCAGAUCAAGGAUUGUGUGAUAUCGGCAAGAGAAUCCAAUUUUUAACUGUGGAUAUAAUCACCAAAAUAUGCUUGGGCGAUGAGAUUGGAUGCGUCAAGAAUGAUUGUGAUAUGCACCGCCUCCUGGAGACAGUUGAAAUGGGCAACAAGGUUUGCCAGUACUUCUCGGUAUUCCUCGAGAUGAACACACUGUUCUUCCAGCUUGCUAGAAUCCCGGCUUUGGCGAAAAGGCUCUUUCCUAGGCCGUGUGACUCUACUGGCGUUGGUCGUAUUAUGGGGAUGAUUCACCAGGUAGUGGAAGCGCGCACCCCAGGAGAGAACAGGAGGAAUGACGUAGUCAGUUCUCUUUUAAACCAAGGAAUGAUCAAAGAUCAAAUUGAUUCCGAGCUUAUUAUCACACUCGUAGCUGGCUCCGACACAACCUCAACCUCGGUGCAGAGUAUUCUCUUGAGCAUUAUCACGAACCCACAAGUUUACGAUACGCUGCGCUCUGAGAUCCGCGGGGCGGUGGCAAGAGGACAGGUUUCCAGCCCAAUCCAAGACACCGAAGCAAAGCAGCUCGUAUACCUACAGGCCAGUGUCUUGGAGGGCCUGCGCAUAUUCCCUCCUCUGAGCCAGUUGCGUGAGCGUGUUGUCCCCCCUGGAGGCGACACACUUGGCGGCUAUUACUUGCCAGAAGGCACAUUUGUCGGGCUGAACACAUGGGGAGUUCAACGCAACAAAGCUGUCUAUGGGGAGGAUGCUGGUCUGUUUUGUCCGGAGCGUUGGCUGAUCGAUGACGCCGACAGGCUGCACGCGAUGCAUCAGACGCACUCGCUGAUCUUUGGACACGGGUCUACAAAAUGUCUAGGCAUGUCUAUGGCUAUGAUGGAACUCACAAAAGUUAUAUUUGAGGUAGGCAUGCCUUUGAUCUACUACUAUCUCUUUUUGUUUUGUUUACGCUGCUUAGGAAUUUCGACAUCACUGUCGCCAACCCUCAUAAACCAUGGGUUAGUCGGGGAUACGGCAUCUUUUUCCAAAAGGACUUUUACGUUUGCCUCCAUCCGGUCAACUAUAACCGUCCCCCUACGUAUGAGGAUGCUGUCAGAUCCAUGUAAAUUCGAGGACUGUCUUUUUCCUGAUGGCGUCAACUCCCAAGUAUCAAGUGAUAUCCUGCAAAUAGAAGUGCUAGCACAGUUAAAAUCGUACAUUUUGUUAACCCUACCCGCAUUCCCUGUCUUCCUGAUCAUGACGGCCCGAAGUGAGGGGGAGGUUUGGGUUUGCGUCAGGCAGCUUUAUGCACGCUUCAGCUCGGCCAGUAUCUGUGGUCCUCCGGUCACCACCAUGGUCGAUUUGACUCCUGAAGCACUGUCGCAGCUAUUGGACUAUCCAACUCAAGCCCCGCCGCCCGGUGUGACGCCUAACUUUAACAAUCCACAUUCUAUCGCCUACCAGGUGUAUAUCACCGCCGGUUUCUGCAUUAUAUUGAUGCUAGUGUUUUCACUGAUUAGAUUUAUGGCCAAAACACGUUCUUCCGCCAGAAAUAUUAAUCUUAGCGAUGAAAGUGUUACCAAAGGCGCGUUCGGCAAGCAUUCCUGGGAUAUCCGUAUGGGUGAUUAUACCAAGUCCCAGGUUGUGCUGGCUCUUCUCGUCGAGAUAACCCUGCCGCUAUCCAUUUGUGCCGUGAAAGUAUCGGUGCUGAUGCUCUAUCUGCACGUAUUUGGAAUAUUAAGCUGGAUGCGCAUUGCAUCAAUCGCCGGCAUCGUCUUUGUCGUGGCUUUCCAUCUUUCACUAUCGAUCUCAUUUGCUGCCAUGUGUGCGCCGCAGGCGUCUUCACGGCUUGACUUUCUUGCGGCUUUCAUCUCGAGCAAGUGUCGGCAUACAAACGUUCUUGUGGUCUUUCAAGGUGCUGGAAAUGUGGCCAUUGAUUUGUUUCUUCUUACCCUGCCACUGCCUGCUAUCUGGGGCAUGCAGAUGCCGCUGCGGCGCAAGCUUGCAACUUCGGCUAUGUUUUCAGUCGGCCUUUGUGCAUGCGCAUCGAGUAUCAUCGGACUUAUUUACAGAGUGCAGUUCUACAGAGCCGACUCAGACACCUCGUAUCUUGUUGUUCCGUUAUGGGCGACUUCCAUGGCCGAAGAGACAGCUGGAGUGAUUAUCUGUUGCAUGCCAUCCACAGCUAUAGUUUUCAAAUCCGUCAAGGGACCGGUGGCCUCCUGGCUAUCAUCAAAAUUCUCGCGUCUGACCGGCUCUUCUCCUUCCAGAGACUGCAGAGGAAGGGCGAAAACUAGAAGCCAGACCUACUCUUCCCUUGGCGAGCUUAGUUCUCCUAAUAUUUGGAUUGAUAGUGAGGCCGAUGCUCAUUCUCUGCAGCAGCUAAAACCAGGUAAUACCGGUGUCAUUAAGAAGAUGGAAUUCGCAGUUUCGCGGACGGUUCAACAAGAAUAUGGUAGACAAAGUCAUGUAUAA